Messenger RNA from Pocillopora meandrina, 4791 nucleotides. The record is from the annotation of a GenBank genome assembly. Lineage: Eukaryota; Metazoa; Cnidaria; Anthozoa; Scleractinia; Pocilloporidae.
AUGGAAACAGAACAGGAAUGGAAAUUUAUCAAAAACGCGAUUCAAAACCGAGAAGGCAGUGAAUAUGGGGAAUGGUUUAUUGGUUUGGAGAUGAAUAUAACAACAAGAAACUGGACUUGGGUCAAUGGAAAAUCUCUGACAAUUGACAAAUGGGAGAAGUCAAGUCCUUACUCAAAUGACUUUUACGGGCUGAUUCACGAGGAAUUUCCACUUGGAUUUAAAGGAUCUUUUAGCACCAUUGAAGGAGACGUACAAAGAGGAUGGAUUUGUGAGAAAGAAUCAGGUAUUGAUUAAGACCAGAUAAAAGAAAUUAUUUUAGCUUCAUCAAGCUUUAUUAUUAUGCAUGAAUCAGAAUUAACUAUAAGCUGCCUGCUUCCUUUCCCACCCCUUAUCUCUCCUUUUUCCCAUCUUUCCCUCUUUGCCUAAUGGGACCACCUCAUACGAAGGCUCGUCAUCUUCAGGGGAACAGUUCCCGUAAUACCAGCCACUUUGAUAAAAGUUAAGAGAUAAAUUAUUGGGAAUGCCUAAGAAAAUGUACUGAUUCGUGGCUGGCUAUGGGCAAGCUCGAGAAAUAAUACAUCUCUGUCAAUUCGAAAUGCCACGCCACAAAUGUCUACCUAGUAACAGUGUCAAUUGUCAUGUUUUUUUUUAACAGACAAUUGUCAAGGAGUCUGUUUCCUCCAUCCUGUUCCAAGAAGUACAAAUCCUCCUGGAACCACAACUGUAACAAAAAUUGUUGCAACAAAAGGGAAGACGUCAACCGAACGGGAUAUCGCUGCUGUAUCAGGUAAGAUCGCUGAUUGAUUGACAAUUUUGAUUGAUUGAGGAUAUAUAAAAGAGCAACUUCCUAAGAUUAGCCUAAUUUUGUUUGUUUGUUUGUGUUUGUUUUUGUUUUGAUUUAUUGUUGUUUGUUUUUUGUGUUUUUGUUUUUAUCCGUUCCUGUUUUACUUCGACUUGUCUUUUCAUGUUUUUGGUUUUGUUUCAUUUGGUUGUUCUUCCUGUAUGCUUCUUUGCUCGUUGUUGAUGUUGAUUUGUUUUUGUGUGUGUGGCAGAGUUUAAGGGACCUCUUUGCAUUUGAUAUUGGUUUUCCUUCUUUUCGUUCUUUUGUACGCGUGAAGGUUGGACAGUCGGUAAAGAAUUUUGCCAGAUCAUUCAGGGGAACUAUUCAUGAUUGGUAUUACAAACUCUUGAUAUAUCACGACUAACGUCAUUAGAAAUUUGAAAAUACAAAUGCAUUUAAUCCAGGAUCUUCAACAACUGCGUUCAUACCAACCACGGUAAUCACAGAUGACAACUGUUACAGUAGUUCUGAUAAAGUAAUGAUAAUUGCUGCUUCCUCGGCAGCAGUGUUCUUCGUUGUGUUGAUCAUUCUCGUUGCAUUUAUGUUACUAAAGCGAAGGAAUCGCCAACGAAAAGGUAAAUACGUUCGAUUUGUUUUACUUUUUUCUUACCUGACAUUUGUUGCAAUGAUACGAUUAUUUAGAUAUCACUACUUCAUGGAAGCCAUUUACUGGCCUUCUUUAAUUUCAACCAGCGAAAUUCAUUGGGUCUGCGAAAAGAAAACUGAAGAUAAAUCACACCAUAUAGCGGAAUCAAAACAGGGAUUUUUUCAGAAAAAAAAAAAUAUAUUUUCUCGGUUUUCAAAUCAUAUUAAUUGCCGAUUGGAUCCUUGGCUUAUACAUGAGAAGCUGUUUUGUUUCCAUAAAUGGUAGGUAUCACUACAGCUCAAAUUUGACGUAUCUGUAUACCUUGGGGAUGGAAAUCAUGAUCUUCAGCCUCUUCCUAAAAUUCAUUAACCACAACUAAUUGCCUUUGACUUCUCAAAUUUUACUUCCUUUGCCGAUGUCGUACUUUUAAGCGUUGUCGUAUGAAGAAGCAGCACUGAACAUGUGAUAAGAUUUUCGCUAAAUAUUGAAACUACAGGUUUACGGGUGAUCAUUAACAUUGUUUAGACACAAAUCUCUACGAUAACAGAAAUAUUCCGCUUUGUUCAUGCCACUGUUAUAGUGUGGCGGGAAACGAACUUGUCUGCUCUACAUGCAGUGAUAAUCAUGGUUAUGUUUCCUAAAUGCACAUCUUUUUAGAUGCAGAAAGCACAGUGUCGAAAGAAUCAUCGUAAGUGUCUAUUUCUUUUUUUUUCUGAAAUGCUUUCCAACUGGUACUUAUUGAAUAGUUUCAGGUAAAACUAGCAUUCCAGCCAGCUUUGAAAGUCAUAUCCUCUUGUUGUUAUGAUUAUUGCUAUUUCCUCCUUCCCUAGAAAAAAUGCAAUUCUAUAGAAAGGUUACCCUCCCCCCUCAGGUUUCCCUUUUAAAAGUGAUCGUACCAAUCUAUACUCCUGGAUGGAUACAAGCAGUCUAAAGCAUCUCUGCAAGCUCGAACCCAGACCUACAGAUCCGAAUCCUUCAGCACACAAACCCCGUAUGCUCCACGUGUAAGCAAACGAGUGUGCAUGUUAUACUGAAGUUUGCUUGAAAAAAGAAAACCGUAAAAUUUGAGUCGAAUCUAGGUUCAAAGUUCAUUGCUUAGAGGCGUUAUCUCGUCUCAUAAUCUUCACAAGGUAUUGGGGCUAUCGCCAGGUAGAAGAUAAUACAACUGCUCGUUCAAGAGUUUUUACGUGGUCUAUUUUUUUUCAAAUUGUAUGGAGCACGAAAACCCUGAUUUCUUUGAAGUUGGUUACCCAAACAUCAUUUAACAACAAGAGGCACUUGUGAAAACAAAUUUAGACCGAGUAUCUUCCAACAAAAGUGAUAUUCAAAGAGAUAUAUAAACAGCAUCCAUCACCGUUGUUGAUGGGCAAGACUACCUCCCUCACCUACGAGCAUGUAACAGAAUGAGGAAAUAUCAACUCUGCAUUAAUCACGGCAUUUGAUAAUAACGGAAACAAAACGUCUCUUUGCGUUUUCGCUGAUAUGAUUCCCAUAUAUUUUACGGAAAAGAAAAUUUGUGGAUUUUUUUAACUUUUGUUUUGUUGUCUUACAGCUAGCAAUCAGGGUAUCUCCAUUGUCAGACGCCAUCUAUAGCUAGCUUACUUUGUUUCUUGUUCUCUUUUUGUGUGUUUAUUUGUAACCUCUCACUACACAGGAAUCAACGCGACUUUCAAGACGGUUUCCCGUUGAUUACUUUGAAUGAUUGUGCCCAGCCUAGUUUUUCCGCAAGAAAUGAAACCAAGAAUGACAGGCUCCAAAGUCAACCGUCUGUCCAACGGGAGGGUGUAUAUACUGCACUGUGUCCUCAGUCAAUGAUGGUAACUGUACAUAAAAUGAGACGAAAAUUAUCCGAUAUGAUCCAAUUUUGAUUUUUUGAAAAAAAAAAUAAACAACUGAAUUAAUAUUUCUUAACCAAUAAAACUGUCUGUUUCGCAGACACCUGAAGGGAACGGUUCACGAACGUACGCGUCGCUUAAUGAAUCUACAAGAAAAGCCGAAAACAUUGAAUAUGAGAAUUUAUUACCGGCUCAUGGGUAUGUUAAUACUUCACCAUCAGAAAACUUGUCAAAAACUAAGGUGGAUUGUUUGUUAGACAUUUAGCGUUAAUUCAGGAUCAUAAAGAUGAAGUAAACCAAGUGUUGAUAGCACUUAGAUUUUGAGAGGAGUUUAUUUCAUGAGUGGCAAUCGAGUCCGCAGUUUUUCCUCCCUGCGGUUGAAAAACCUAUGUAAGCUUAAAAUUCCGGUUGAAAUCAUUUCUCAAAUUAGGCAACAGCUAACCUACGUUUGCUUCUUCUAUUUUUUAUUUAUUUAUUUAGGUUCCAACGUAAACGGUUUAUCCCAUGGGAGGACGUGCGUAACGAGCUGAGUCCAGAGUCAAUGAUGGUAAUUACGCAUAAAAUGAAUUCAAAUCACCUAAUAUGAUCCCCAUAUGAUGAUUCAACAUUAAAUUACAAAAAAAUGCAAAGAAAAAAUUACGAUACGUAAAAUUGUUUUCAAACCGCUCUGCUAUGUCUAUUUAUAUAUCUAUCUAUUCCUUUAUAUAUAUGUAUGUUUAAACAUCGCAAUUUCUCUGAUGAAACAUCACAUUGCCAGUUAGAGGUGUGUCAUUUGGAAACAUGCACAACGUUUAAAAAACUAUGUACUAUUCUAAACUUUUAGCCGAAUUUAUGCCAGAAAAUCUAUAUUUAGUUAAACUAUAUUUUCACAAGAUGUAGUAAAUUAAUUGAUGACCUUAGUGGUAAGCACAAUAUGUCACAAAGACAUGAAUAGAAAUGUUAUUUAAAUACAUACAUAUUUUGCACGAUCUGGAGAAAAUAAUGUCCCAUAUUUAUACUUGACACGACCUAAUUAUUGCUAGGCUAUGUUUCUGGUUUUGUUCAAUUUUGUUUAUUGACAGUGGAGGGUUUAGUCAAGCAAACAGCAAGUUACAAAGGAAUCGAGAGCACAGCUCGAUAAACCUUGCCUGUCAAGUCAAUAAAACCAUCAGUUUUCUAACAAAUAAAACUGGUUAUUUUGCAGGCCCCAGAAGGCGAGGGUUCCCGAACUUACACAUCUACGUGGGAAGACAGCGACAUUGAUUAUGUCAAUCAAAUACCUAAUCCUGAAUAUGUGAAUGAAAUACCUAGUCCUGAGUAUGUUAAUGUUUGAGUGGAUUGUUCGUGAGACGGCUUGCGCUAAUUUAGGAUUAAAAAGCUGAAGUAAACAAUGCAAUAAUAGUACUAAUCCCAGCAAAGCCACAAAGGGAAAGAAUUCCUGUUGACACUGGGUCAAUUUAAUUGUGGUUUCAGAAACCCACUUCGAAAUGGACUGUAAAUUGUGCUAUUUUGGCGUCUAAACAUUCUUCUUUGUUCGUGCAUGCUGCCCC